This is a messenger RNA of Microthlaspi erraticum, 1995 nucleotides long. The record is from the annotation of a GenBank genome assembly. Lineage: Eukaryota; Viridiplantae; Streptophyta; Magnoliopsida; Brassicales; Brassicaceae.
AUGGCCUCUUCUUCUCCUUUGGUUGGUCCACCAGAGAUCCGUGUAGCUCCUGCUCCUGGUCCAAGCAACCCAUUCAUGGACUCAAUGGUUACCUUCUGGUCAAAGUUCAACAAAGCCGGCUCUUUCCCGGCCGUCGUCAACCCUUCUCCUCCUCCUCAGAUGGGCCGGACCGAGAACGGAUCCGCCACGUACCUAUCCUCCGGUAAUCCCUGCCUCGAAUUCUUUUUCCACGUUGUUCCAGACACUCCUAAGCUCUCUCUGGAGCAGAGGCUCGUUGUGGCUUGGAACCAUGAUGCUUUGACGACUCUCAAGCUCCUAUGUAACCUUCGUGGAGUCCGUGGUACUGGGAAGUCCGACAAGGAAGGGUUUUACACGGCUGCGUUGUGGCUCCACCGUUACCAUCCCAAAACCCUAGCUUGUAACCUCGAGUCCCUCUCCAAGUUUGGCUACUUCAAGGACUUCCCGGAGCUUCUUUACCGGAUUCUUCAAGGCUCUGAUGUCCGUCAGAUCCAGAAGUCUGAAUGGAGCAAGAGGAAAGGUGGACUCUCUCGCUCUAGAGGAAGAGGAAGAAGAGCUCCUUUCUCCCGUGACACGUCAAGAUCCUCUUCUCGUGGUCGUGGUGGUCGUGGAAGCGGUCGUGGCGGUCGUGGGCCACGUUUUACGAGGCCGGCGGCUACAAGGGAGCAAAGGGUAGCGAAGGCAGAGAAGAGAAACCAAGCGGAGAAGGCAAGAGCGAGUUUAGAUCGGAAGGCAGAGAAGAUAACAAUGGCGAAGAACGCAUUCGCCAAGUAUUCUCAAGAUCAAAACUACCGCUACCUCCACGAACGAGUGGCCGAUCUGUUCGCUGAUUACUUGAAGAGAGACAUGGAGGCGUUGGCUUGCGGCGAGACAAACAAGAUAUCUCUGGCGGCUAAAUGGUGUCCAUCUCUUGACUCAUCGUUCGACAAGGCAACACUCCUCUGUGAGAGCAUCGCUAGGAGAAUGUUUCCACGUGAGUCUUUCCCUGAGUACGAGGGCGUGGAAGAAGGUCACUACGCGUACAGAGUCCGUGACCGGCUUCGGAAGGAAGUUCUUGUUCCUCUGAGGAAGAAUCUCCAACUCCCUGAGGUGUACAUGGGAGCGAGUGACUGGGAGUCUCUUCCUUACAAUCGCGUAGCUUCGGUGGCCAUGAAAACGUACAAGGAGUUCUUCUUGAAGCACGACCAAGAGAGGUUUCAGAAGUUUUUGGAAGACGCGAGAGCAGGGAAGACCAAGGUAGCUGCUGGAGCUGUGUUGCCGCACGAGAUAAUCCGUGACUUGGACGGUGAAGAUGGUGGACAAGUCGCUGAGCUGCAGUGGCAACGAAUGGUGGAUGAUCUGAAGACGAAAGGGUCUUUAACAAACUGCAUUGCUGUCUCUGACGUUUCAGGAUCCAUGAUUGGUGAUCCAAUGGAGGUCUCAGUUGCUUUAGGGUUGCUUGUGUCUGAGUUAUCUGAAGAGCCAUGGAAAGGCAAGAUGAUCACAUUCAGCAAAAACCCUGAGUUGCAAUUUGUGACAGGAAAUGACUUGAGGUCCAAGACAUCGUUUGUGAGGAGGAUGCAGUGGAACAUGAACACUGAUUUUCAGAAGGUGUUUGACUUGAUCCUAAGGGUCGCUGUAGAAGGGAGAUUGAAGCCUGUAGAUAUGAUCAAGAGGAUUUUUGUGUUUAGCGAUAUGGAGUUUGACCAGGCUUCUUGCUCUGGAAGGAACGGAUGGGAAACGGAUUAUGAGAGGAUUGUGAGGAAGUAUACAGAGAAAGGGUAUGGAGAAGUUGUGCCAGAGAUAGUGUUUUGGAAUCUGAGAGACUCGGUGGCGACUCCGGUCAUGGGAAAUAAGAAAGGAGUGGCGUUGGUUAGUGGGUUUUCGAAGAAUCUGAUCAAAGUGUUUUUGGACCGUGACGGAGAGAUUGAUCCGGUGACGAUUAUGGAACAAGUCAUAUCUGGCGAAGAGUAUAGUAAGCUUGUUGUAAUUGAUUGA